ACAGUUUGGUAUUACUGCUAGGAAUUUAACUUUUAUUAUUAAAUUUAAUGUAUAUUGUGUAAAAAUAUAUAUUAAACAAUUAUUAAUUAUUUAAUUAUUAUAUUGAAAGUGUAAAAACAAUGAAUCCAAUAACAAUGCGUUCUAUAUUAAUUAAUCAAAAUAAUAUUAUGAAGAGAUACUUACAUAUUAGCACGGUACUUAAUAAAGUACAAUCUGCACGUUAUAGACCAAAAGCAAAAGUAGUACAAUCACUAACAUAUGAAAUGGCAAACCCUCCAGAAUAUAUUGUUGCUAGAAAAUCUUGGAAUUCAUGGAAUACAUCAAAUGUAAAAGAUGGUAAUAGGCCAUCAGAAACUGUUAUAGAAGAUAUUUUUAUUCGAAAUUUUAUUGAAGGUACUUGGCAUAGAUUAUUUAUAAGUGAGAUAAUUAUUAAACGACAACAUAAUAUAAUUAGGAUAGCUGGUAUUGUCUUGCGUAAAAUACCACCUAUUAAAAUGCAUUUUCUACUUGGUUAUAGUGAACAAUUCUUAAGUUAUUGGUUACAUUGUCCAGUCAAAAUGGAAAUAGUAACAACAGCAAAUAAAGAUGAUGUUAUAUAUAAAAUAAUAUAAUUUAAUAAUAAUAAUUAUAUAAAUAUUUUUAAGUUUAGUUUCAAUUAUUAUAAAAAAUUAUAUUAUGUAAAUAAAAAUAAAUCUAUAACCAUUAAUUUAUUAUAACAUGUAUACUUUUAUUGUACAAGUUUUAAUAUUAAAUAUAUUCUAAAGGCAA
Molecule: messenger RNA, 768 nt
Organism: Apis dorsata (giant honeybee)
Lineage: Eukaryota; Metazoa; Arthropoda; Insecta; Hymenoptera; Apidae
Gene: mRpS24
Product: 28S ribosomal protein S24, mitochondrial
Exons: 3
Coding region: 120-611 (163 amino acids)
Biological process (GO): translation
Cellular component (GO): mitochondrion
Source: RefSeq, a predicted model, not a curated record